AUGCCGUCACUGAAACUUCAGUUCCUGACCGCUGAGGCAGACACCACUGUCUCUUCGUCAGCACAAUUCCUGGAGAAACUCAAAGGGGUAAGCAUCCAUCCAAAUGAGUUCAUGGUAUCUUUUGAUGUUACAUCCCUUUUUACUUCUAUUCCUCAGGACCUGACGAUCGAGACAAUGGAGCUGCUACUACAAAGCAAAUACGAUGAAACGGAGAACCGUCUUGGACACGCCCAAAUCCUUCAGCUCCUGAAGCUCUGUCUCAGGACGUACUUCACGGUCGACGGGACAAUCUACGAACAGGUGAAGGGCACACCAAUGGGUUCGCCGAUUUCGGGAUUCAUCGUCGAGGCGGUCCUGCAACGGUUAGAGUUGCUGGUCUUCCAACACCACAAACCGAAAUUCUGGGCCCGGUAUGUGGAUGAUAAUUUCGUCAUCAUCGAACGGGAUCAAGUGUUGACAUUCCAAGAACAUCUCAACGCCGUCUUCCCGGACAUUCAAUUUACGAUAAAGGAGGAAGAGAACAACCAGUUGGCCUUCCUGGAUGUCCUCGUAUGCCGCAAAGAUUGUGGUGAACUAAAAACCAAAGUGUUUAGGAAAGCGACAAAUACGAUGCAAAUACUGAACUUCAACAGUAACCACCCAAUCAGCCACAAACGCAGUUGUGUAAGGACGCUCUAUCGGCGUGUCAAAACGCACUGCAGUGAGCCGGAAAACAAAAUUGCCGAACUACAAUACCUGCGACGGGUCUUCAAAGCCAGUGGCUACCCGCGCAACUUCGUCGAUCGGUGCAUACGCAAAAGGGACGAAAGGCCUAACCACACGGACACCAAAUCUUGCCGGGCACUUCCGUAUGUCAAGAACGUUUCGGAAGCUGUCGGCCACCUUCUCGCACCACUUGGGGUUGGAGUGGCACACAGACCGGAGGCAACCAUCAGGCGUCUGGUCAUGAAACCGAAAGACCCACUGCCACGGAUAGAAACGUCUGGAGUCGUUUAUCGGAUCUGGUGCAGGUGCGGACAAAGCAACUACGUCGGAGAAACCGGAAGACAGCUCCGAAGGAGAAUGGCCGAACACGCGGCAGCGGUGCGCAGAAAUGACGCCAGCUCUCAAGUUGCGGCUCAUUCGACGAGACCCGGCCACACAUUUAAAUUCGAUGAGGCCGAAAUUCUCGCUAGAGGUGACAACCGCGUGAGCCGGGAGCUACUGGAAUCAUGGUUUACUGGCCCCCAGUCCAUCAACAAGUGCAACGAUCUUCCGACUUCAUACUCGGUGCUGAGACUUCGCCUAGGCGGAGUAACAAGCCAUGCGGAGAGGGCAGAGGUGAACACUUUUCCCGACACCGAGGUCGGUGCGUCAGAUGGUCGAGCAAUCAUCACGCCAACAUCCAACGCACGUGAUGAAAUUGCAGCAAUUAUCGACUCGAAUGUCGGCCAUCAAGCAAUGAUCACACCAAGUGCGACGAUCCCGGAUGAAGGGGGGAGCCGUGAAUGCUCAUAG
Molecule: messenger RNA, 1497 nt
Organism: Spirometra erinaceieuropaei
Lineage: Eukaryota; Metazoa; Platyhelminthes; Cestoda; Diphyllobothriidea; Diphyllobothriidae
Source: the annotation of a GenBank genome assembly